Molecule: messenger RNA, 1263 nt
Organism: Scatophagus argus
Lineage: Eukaryota; Metazoa; Chordata; Actinopteri; Scatophagidae
Gene: alx4b
Product: ALX homeobox 4b
Exons: 4
Coding region: 16-1119 (367 amino acids)
Biological process (GO): regulation of transcription by RNA polymerase II
Molecular function (GO): RNA polymerase II transcription regulatory region sequence-specific DNA binding; DNA-binding transcription activator activity, RNA polymerase II-specific
Source: RefSeq, a predicted model, not a curated record
UUUUUUUUUUUAGGUAUGAACGCAGCGUGCGUCUCAUACUGCGAUAUGACAUCGAUGGAUUCAUAUUAUAGCACGUCUACUGCGCAAGGUAGGGAUCACCAGGCGAACCCGUUCAGGACUUUCCCGACCACUGAAACCAAAUACAGCCCCACGUUCGUUCCGGGUAAAGUGCAGCCUUACGGAGAGAAACCCCGGAGUCCUUUCCAGCCGGAGUGCCAGUCGUUGGAUGGCGCUGAAGAGGGCACCUUCAGCAAAUACCAGCUCUUCAUGCAGCGACCGACCUGCAAAACUCCGCCCGAAGGCAGCAAGCUGCACCCGGACGGCGGGCUCAACGGGACGCUCAUUCCCUGCUAUGGAAAAGACAACAGCAGCCUGACAGAGUCUGAGUUGCCACCGAGUGUUGACACUGCUGGGAUGGAAGGCAGCUACCUGAACCUAAAGACACCCGGCGAGAAGGGGCCGAGCGAGCGGCCUGGCUCGGACCUUUCCAGCCCUAUGGACAAAAGCGAGGCUGAGAGCAACAAAGGCAAGAAGAGACGCAAUCGCACCACGUUCACCAGUUACCAACUGGAGGAGCUGGAGAAGGUUUUCCAGAAGACACACUACCCAGAUGUUUAUGCCCGCGAGCAGCUGGCACUGAGGACAGACCUGACGGAGGCUCGCGUACAGGUAUGGUUCCAGAAUCGCAGAGCCAAGUGGAGGAAGAGGGAGCGUUUUGGCCAGAUGCAACAGGUCCGGACACACUUCUCUACAGCAUACGAGCUGCCUUUACUGACUCGGCCCGAGAACUAUGCACAGAUCCAGAAUCCUACGUGGAUCGGGAGCAGCAGUGGGGCAUCUCCAGUCCCGGGCUGCGUGGUGCCAUGUGACUCCGUUCCCUCCUGCAUGCCGCCUCACCCUCACGGUCCUGGAGGCGUUACUGACUUCCUGGGCGUGCCCAGUCCAGGGAGCAGCCACAUGGGACAGACACACAUGGGGAGCCUUUUUGGUGGUCCUGGGAUGGGUGGUGGAAUCAAUGGCUAUGAUCUCAAUGUUGAUCCAGACCGCAAGUCUUCCAGCAUAGCUGCACUGCGUAUGAAGGCCAAGGAACACAGUGCAGCCAUCUCUUGGGCUACAUGAUGUCUCGGCCCAGUCCCACCCUGCCCCCAUAUGGCCCUCUUCCCUGGAGCAGCCGUCAGCGAGCGCUGUGGGGGAGGAGGGAGUUUUUCUGAGAGCACUAACGAUAACACAGGUCAAAUGUACAGGGAGAGCCUGUGGAGAUAA